This is a messenger RNA of Osmerus eperlanus (European smelt), 2362 nucleotides long. It is a transcript of the gene slu7, whose product is annotated as SLU7 homolog, splicing factor. The coding region runs from base 158 to 1921 and encodes 587 amino acids. Gene Ontology annotation, biological process: mRNA splicing, via spliceosome. Gene Ontology annotation, cellular component: spliceosomal complex. The transcript is spliced from 16 exons. Gene Ontology annotation, molecular function: pre-mRNA 3'-splice site binding. The record is from RefSeq and is a predicted model, not a curated record. NCBI's taxonomy places the organism in Eukaryota, Metazoa, Chordata, Actinopteri, Osmeriformes, Osmeridae.
GAAGAAGACAUUAGGACACGUGACGUAGGAGAUUUUCUAAAAUGGCUACGCUAGUCGUGCUGUAAACAGACGUGAAAAUCAACACUGGAUUUCUAAAUAGUUAAUAUUUUCCUAUAUUCUGUUGCACACCAGGGAACGUUAGUUUACCCCAGAAACCAUGCCUGAAGAAGUCGAAGCCGAAGCCGGUCAGGCAGGCGGCGAGGGGGUGGUGGGUCUGGAGGAACCGAAGAAGAUGACCCGGGAGGACUGGAGGAAGAAGAAGGAGCUAGAAGAACAGAGGAAGUUGGGAAAUGCCCCCGCUGAAGUGGACGAGGAGGGAAAGGACAUCAAUCCUCACAUCCCCCAGUACAUCUCAUCUGUGCCCUGGUACAUCGACCCCUCUAAGAGGCCGACUCUUAGGCAUCAGAGGCCCCAGGAGGAGAAUGAGAAGCAGUUCUCCAGCAUAGGAGAGUGGUACAAGAGAGGGGUGCAGGAGAAAUCUGUGAGUACCAAGUUCCGUAAGGGUUCCUGUGAGAACUGCGGCGCCAUAACACACAAGAAGAAAGACUGUUUGGAGCGGCCCAGGAAGGUGGGGGCCCAGUUCACUGGGACGGGCAUGGCGCCUGACGAGCACAGCCAGAUCUCCCUGGAUCUGGACUACGACGGAAAGAGGGAUCGCUGGAAUGGCUAUGACCCUGAGGACCACACCCGCAUCGUGGAGGAGUACGCUAAAGUAGACCUGGCCAAGAGGACGCUGAAAGCCCAUAAGCUUCAGGAGGAGUUGGCCACAGGGAAGAUGGUAGACCAAGCGAACUCCUCCAGAAACCAGUGGGGAGAUGAUGAACACACACAAGAGCGUGAGCACAACAGCGAGGACGAGGAUGAAGACAAGUACGCUGACGACAUCGACAUGCCCGGGCAGAACUUUGACUCCAAGAGACGAAUCACAGUCAGAAACCUGCGAAUCAGAGAAGACAUCGCGAAGUACCUGAGAAACCUGGACCCCAACUCUGCCUACUACGACCCCAAGACCCGCGCCAUGAGGGAGAACCCCUACUCCAACACGGGCAUGAACCCUGACGAAGUGGGCUAUGCGGGAGAUAACUUUGUACGAUAUUCGGGAGACACCAUCACCAUGGCUCAGACACAACUGUUUGCGUGGGAGGCCUAUGACAAGGGCUCUGAGGUGCACCUCCAGGCCGACCCCACCAAACUGGAACUGCUUCACCAGUCCUUCAAGGUCAAGAAGGAGGACUUCAAAGACCAGCAGAAGGAGACCAUCCUGGAGAGGUACGGCGGCGAGGAGCACCUGGACGCCCCCCCCAGAGAGCUGCUAUUGGCCCAGACGGAGGACUACGUGGAGUACUCUCGCCAUGGCGCCGUGCUGAAGGGCCAGGAGAAGGCCGUGGCGCGCUCCAAGUACGAGGAGGACGUGCUCGUCAACAACCACACGUGCAUCUGGGGUUCGUUCUGGAGGGAAGGCUACUGGGGCUUUAAGUGCUGCCACUCCAUGGUCAAACAGAGCUACUGCACCGGGCAGGCCGGGAUCCAGACCGCGACCAGCUCGGCAUGUGUUCCGUUUGAGGAGAGGCUGGAAGAGCCAGUGGAGGAGGAGGAGGAGGAGCCUAAGACUCUGCUGGAGAUGCACCGAGAGAAGAUGAAGGACAAGAAGAAGAAGAAGAAGAGCAAGAAGAACAAGAAGAAACACGACUCUGACAGCAGCGACUCUGAGGAUGAGGAGAAGAAGAAAGAGAAGCUGAAGAAGGCCCUGUUGGCGGAGGACAAGCGCCUGAAGCAGGUGGAGGUCCUGCUGCAGGUGGAUGAGAGGAAGAGGCCCUACAACAGUCUGCUGGAGGUGAAGGAGCCCACGGAGGAGGAGAUGGAGGCCUUCAGGAUGAAGCGCUGCCGGCCGGAUGACCCCAUGGCCAACUUCUUCAACUAGUGACACCGCAUGGAUGGAUGGACGGACGGACUGACUGACUGACUUUCACACACACAUGCAGUGCACCUCACCUCUCCCCUUAACCACACAUUACAGCUAGUCUACAACUGAUUCCCUCUCAAUGUAAAAUUGAUUUUCUUUCUUGAGUCAGUGUCUGGGAAACUGGGCCUUCUGCCUUUAGAUAGUCAACCACACUUUCAACCCACACAACAGAUAAGGCUAGUCCAGUCAAAACCCAACCAUGACUGCAGCCUGUCAGAUCUCUAAUCGAUCAUUUUAGUGAACGUUUUUAUAAAGUGUGGUCAAAUAUAUUUUUCCGUGUUUGUAAAUAACGGCGUAGGAUGCCUUGUUAAUCUGAUUUAAAAGAGCUGAUUCACGUCUGUACACGGUGCCUGGCCCAGUGCUAUGGUUUUUGGUGGAAUAAAAACAUUUUAUAAGUAA